Messenger RNA from Oryza sativa Japonica Group (Japanese rice), 714 nucleotides. NCBI's taxonomy places the organism in Eukaryota, Viridiplantae, Streptophyta, Magnoliopsida, Poales, Poaceae. The record is from RefSeq and is a predicted model, not a curated record.
UCUCAUGGUCGUAGCAAGAAAUUCCAGUCCAACGCGGCUUCGCUUCCGGUGCCGUGUCCUCCCUAGAAAUCAUCGUCCCUAAAUUGGACAAAAUUACACUGAACUACGCAGAUCCAUCGUUGCGACCACGCAGAAGAUCUCCGUGCUCGGGUGGCGCGGCGGGAUGGCGUCCUCAUCGGCGGCGGCGGCGACGUACCGGUGCGCGGAGUGCGGGGCGGACCUGAACCUGACGGCGGCGCAGCUAUACCCGGAGGGGGUCUACUUCGAGGCCGGCAACAAGGGGACGCUCUCCUUCUCGUGGGUGGACGAGUCGCGGCUGCGGUUCGCGCCGGAGGACAAGAUCCGCCCCUUCUUCGAGACGCUCAACUACUGGGGGAUCCAGCGGAAGCGCACCCGCAUCAGCUGCGACGCCUGCGGCCGCCUCCUCGGCUACGUCUACGACGACGGGCCGCCGGCCAUGGACGGCACCGGCCAGUUCGGGAUGGGCCCCAGCCAGGUCAUCCCUCGCCGGCCGAGGUACCGGAUCAAGACCAAGGCCGUCACCGUGGUCAAUCCUCCGGCUACCGCACCGUACAGAUGAGAUGAAACCUUGUACAUCAACAUCGUAGUAGCGUUCGGUGUUACAAGUAGGACAUGUAAAACGUAUUCCAUUGUGAUCUUGGUUCGCCGUUGUUGCAAAUAAAUAAAUUGUAGUAGUACUAUGGGAUGAUGAAA